Penicillium alfredii is the source of this 984-nucleotide messenger RNA. Its product is annotated as FAD-dependent oxidoreductase. Lineage: Eukaryota; Fungi; Ascomycota; Eurotiomycetes; Eurotiales; Aspergillaceae. The record is from RefSeq and is a predicted model, not a curated record. Gene Ontology annotation, molecular function: oxidoreductase activity. The transcript is spliced from 3 exons. Bases 1 to 984 code for a protein of 327 amino acids. Gene Ontology annotation, cellular component: mitochondrion.
AUGAGCGCGCAAAGAGAAGACUCGAUUCCCCACGAGCUGCGCACGGCCGCUGAGCCCCGGCAGAACCGGUUGUAUCCGGUGCGGCUGUCGCAUGUCGAGCAGGUCAACCCCUCCGUGCGGCUGCUGCAGUUGGCGAUUCCGGAGAAUAACAGUGAUCAACAGUCAUUCGCCUUUCUGCCGGGACAAUGGCUUGAUGUGCAUAUACCCUCCAUCGCCCACGCGGGGGGGUUCACCAUCACUUCCACGCCAGCAGAUGCGCAAGUACUGCCGGCGCUCGAGGCCGCAGCAGAGUCUGCCCCGGGCGAGGAGACGUCGCCAUCAAUUGAAUCCCAAGGGCGACCACCCUACGUGGAAUUGGCCGUCCAAGAUUCCCCAGGCAACCCAUCCGCCGCAUGGUUCUGGAGGCCACAGCAAGAGAUCUUAGGCCAGGAACUAAACAUCCGAGUAGGUGGAAGCUUUAUCUGGCCGCCUACAGGACUCAACCUGGCCGAUAUCCAGAAUGUAGUCUUCAUUGCCGGCGGGCCCUCUCAUCUCCAUCCUCUCUCAUCUCAACAUUCAACCCACUCACCCCCUCAACAUCCAUUUCCUAUACUCCAGCCGCCUCCCCCAGGCCAUGACAAGAUAACCUCGCUCGAGACAACCCUCGACCAGAUCCUGUUUCUUCCCCGACUCCGCCAGAUCAUCCGCUCCCAGCUGCACUCGCACCGUCUCCGGAUUGCCUUGGAUCUCUUCCUGACCAACACGGACGCCUCGUCGCGUCUCAUCUCGACCGAGUCUCCCGCAGACUUGACGAUCCACCCGAAGAGAAUUACGGCGCAUGAUCUGCGCUCUGCGGUCGUGGGCGGGGACGGACAGGCAGAUCCGCGGGGCACGGUGUGCUAUGUAUGCGGACCACCGAGUAUGACGGAUGAAAUGGUCGAGUUGCUUAAUGAGAUUCUGGGAGAGGCGGCUGAGCAGCGGAUCUUUUUUGAGAAGUGGUGGUGA